AUGAUGUCUCCGAUGCUUUCCGCACUCAUUCUUGCCACUUUUUCGACUUUUGCCAAUGCGGUGAGCAUUUUUUCAGUUAUUAUUCGAACUUGAUUCCAGUAUUCUGACUUCAUUACCCAUGUAGAAUAGACCAAGUUAAGCCCCUACCCAAUUGUUUCCAAUCCGCUAAUUUCAGUGCGUCGCUUCCGGCACCUGCGGCCUCGGUCCCUGUUUCAGUCCCCUUCCCGCCCUUCCCUCUCCCUGUCUCUCUACCGGAUGCGGUCCCGGACAUGCGUGCGGAUCCUACGGCUGCUACCGUACCAAAGCCCGAGUGCACGCCGCCGGCACCCAUCAAGGACCCAUUCUGUUCGGAGCCGACCGCUUCUCGCAGUUCCGUCGCCAGCCGCCGCCGUCGCAGCAGCAGCCAACGGUGAGUGGGUAUCCGGUUGGUCUGGCCGGCCGUCCGUGUGUGGCUAUCAAACCGUAUAAUCCGAUGAUGCACGGACACGGCUAAUAGCACACAUCUGCCCUCUUUUGACGGUUUCCGCCAAACCGGUUCGUCGUUCGUUGCAGGACCCGAAUGCGUUGUUCAUGCAGUGCUGUGAGCAGCGAGGACUUCCGGACGCCUGCCUUCAGAAGUGCACAUUCAACACGUACACGAAGGAAUCCGUGAGUUAUCCUGUCUCUCAGCCGAAACUACUUCCUUUCGUCUCCAGCUGACCCGAAUGUACUUCCGUCAGGACGCGUGUCCUUUGGCCGCUUCGGCUGAAAUCCAAUUCUGUGCCGCGCAGGGAAGAGACCAUCGAUCCUGUUGCGUCCGAAACGGAGUCACAACCACUCUCGCCGGAGACAAAUGCCUCACUUUCUGCGAUCAACGACCUGGAAAUGUGACCCUCCUCGAUUAUUCGUACGUCUCUUGCUAUGAUCGCUUCGAGAAUAUGAAGUCGUGCUUCUGGCACGACGCUGCUGAAAGAUCUAGAAAACACUAG
This is a messenger RNA of Caenorhabditis sp. 36 PRJEB53466, 968 nucleotides long. The record is from the annotation of a GenBank genome assembly. NCBI's taxonomy places the organism in Eukaryota, Metazoa, Nematoda, Chromadorea, Rhabditida, Rhabditidae.